CCAGAACUCUGGCAGCCCCAGGGCCAGAGAAGCGAAUUGUGAAUGGUUUGCUUGCUGAUCUGCUUGUUCAUCCUCACCAGGCCUCAGUCCAGCUCAAGAGCUCGGGUGGCUGGUAUCAUGCCUGUGGGGGAGCAGUCAUUGCUAGAAACAAGAUCUUGACAGCUGCUCACUGCAUCGAAGGUCGAAAUGUUUCCCAAAUACGUGUGGAAGUUGGAGUCAUGGACUUGUACGCCGCACCCAUUGCCUAUAAGCAGACUGUUGGAGUCAGCUCCCUAAUUAUCCACACUGGCUACAAACGAAAUGCUGCAGGCAUCCCCAAUGACAUUGGCAUUAUUUACCUGAGUUUUUCUUUAUCACUCAGCGACACUGUGCAGAUUGCAAAUCUGGCUCCUAAAGGAUCAUCAUUUGCUGGCACUAAGUGCGUCAUCACAGGAUGGGGUCGAACCGGGGCCAAUGAAGCCACGUCUCCAGAACUGCUGGAAGCUAAAAUCCCAGAGAUCACGACAGAUGAGUGUGUGGCCAGAUGGCAAGGACAGAAUAUCAACAUAAAGCACAUUUGUGUUUACGAUGCAGAAGCUCCCCUGGGAGACCGGCCUAGUGCCUGCAUGGGUGACAGUGGUGGUCCAAUGAUGUGUGGCGACAACUUUAAGUACCUAGCGGGCAUAACCUCGUGGGGUGUGUCAAGCUGCAGUGGUAAUUACCCAUCAGUGUACACUCGUGUCUCUGAAUAUCUGGAGUGGAUUGCUUCUAAUUAA
Molecule: messenger RNA, 755 nt
Organism: Candidula unifasciata
Lineage: Eukaryota; Metazoa; Mollusca; Gastropoda; Stylommatophora; Geomitridae
Source: the annotation of a GenBank genome assembly